AUGACGACCACUCUGGUGCAGUUGGUCGCCGCGUUGAUCGUACUGCAGGCAGCCCUCGGCACCAAUCGGCAGAUCGUGACCGGAAACCCGGCGGCGGGAUCAUUCCUGAGCGUGCCAACAACGGUCAAGAGGUACGAAAACGACACCGUGCUGCUACCGUGCUAUCAUAACUCUCCGUAUCGGUAUGUGCGCUGGUCACGGGAUGAUCUGCUGCUGGUGGACUCGCGCUAUCCGGACCUGCGGACACCGCCCCGUAUGCGCCUGUGGCCGAACGGCAGUCUCGAGGUGACGGAGGUACAGACGGAGGAUACCGGGGACUACAUGUGCGAGAUCAUGACCGACGGUGGCAAGGCUUCUCAGCGGCACGCCAUCGAGGUGCAGUAUCAAGCAACGGCAGCCGUCUACCCUGAAGAUCCGAUAGAUAUUCGUGUGGGACAGAUAUUGGAAGUCGUAUGUCAGGUGACGGGAGUUCCACAGCCGUACGUCAAAUGGACAUUACAGAACGAAAAUGCGUCGAUACCGUUUGAGAACGAACGGAAGCUGAGUGUGCUGAUUGAGGAUCGCAGCUUCUCCGGGCCAGUCCAGUGCAUGGCUACGAAUGGUGUUGGCGAUCCGGCUACUGCAUCCGUGGAGGUAUUCGUCCAUUUCGUGCCGGAGAUUGAGGUUAAAAGUCCCACGGUGCAUACGAGGGUUGGUGAGACGGGUAUCCUGGAAUGUCUGGUAACGGCACACCCGGUUGCGUCGAUCCACUGGUUCCAUCACGGGUUGCCGGUCGUGUUCGAUCGGCGUAUCGUGAAGCUGGACGCACUCGUCACCAAGCAUCAGUACUACACGGUGCAGCGCCAUCAGCUGGCAAUUCGGAACCUCCGAGACGCGGACUUGGGCCAGUACGAGUGCAAGGCGGGCAAUCGGGUUGGCAUUGCAGGUGCCCAGCUCGAGCUAACCGGACGACCGAUGGUGGCAAGCUUUAAGCCGGCGGCCGAAAUGUCCUCCCCGACGACGCACAACUUCAUCUGGCAGACGGAAAGCUACUCGCCGCUGAUCGAGUAUAAGCUCAAGUUUCGACGGGUGCCGUCCGGCAAUGUGACCCCGGCGCGGCGCAACUUUCCGCUGCUCGCCUGGAACGAGCUGAUCAUACCGUCGGACGGUUCGUACGGUCCGCUUUAUGCGAUCGGUUAUACGUUGCAGGGUUUGCAGCCAACGAGCGUGUACGAGGUGAUCGUGCUGUCCCGCAACCGUUACGGUUGGAGCGAUCCGAGCAACAUUCUGCGAUUCGCGACCGGUGGCGAGGUGGAGAUCGAACCGGGCAGCGAAGAUACGUCCGCCUCCAUGCUGCCUUCGUCCUCCAUCCAGACGACGGAAACGCUCGAGUACAGCGAAUCGGACCCCGGUGGCCUCGGUGACGGUGGUCUCAUUACGGACAAUAUGAUUCCGAACGAUUUCUUCGAUUACGGCACGGGCGGUGAUGGUGCAGCAUCAGCAUUUGCACCCAGUAGUUUGCUUUUGCUAGCAGUAUUGGCGAUCGUUCAACUUUCCGUAGCAAUAAAACAUUUGUGA
Messenger RNA from Anopheles marshallii, 1557 nucleotides. It is a transcript of the gene wrapper, whose product is annotated as neuronal growth regulator 1. The transcript has 5 exons. NCBI's taxonomy places the organism in Eukaryota, Metazoa, Arthropoda, Insecta, Diptera, Culicidae. Gene Ontology annotation, cellular component: plasma membrane; axon; neuronal cell body. Gene Ontology annotation, molecular function: axon guidance receptor activity; protein binding. Gene Ontology annotation, biological process: homophilic cell-cell adhesion; synapse organization. The record is from RefSeq and is a predicted model, not a curated record. Bases 1 to 1557 code for a protein of 518 amino acids.